This is a messenger RNA of Olea europaea var. sylvestris, 657 nucleotides long. RefSeq lists its product as uncharacterized. The record is from RefSeq and is a predicted model, not a curated record. The transcript has 3 exons. NCBI's taxonomy places the organism in Eukaryota, Viridiplantae, Streptophyta, Magnoliopsida, Lamiales, Oleaceae. Gene Ontology annotation, molecular function: zinc ion binding. Bases 1 to 657 code for a protein of 218 amino acids.
AUGCGACGACUGGACAUAAUGAAUGAGAAGAUUACUAGUUACUGGUACUGUACUACAUCUGAUGACAUUUUCACAUACAUAAAAAUGGUCACAUAUGUUGGUUAUAUGAUAUCAAUCAAUAAGCUUUGUGUUUGCAGAGAUGACGCACAUGGAACUUUCACGAAAUUGUCAAGCAAGUACAAGAAGGAGAUGAGGAAAAUAAGUGUAGAGUUGAGGCACUUGAGGGUAGAUCCCUCUAACCAGUCAGUGUUUUCUGUCAGCAAUGAAAAGUCAACAUUUAUUGUUGAUAUUGAACAACAUACAUGUAUAUGCAGGAUGCUACAAGUUGAUUUGAUACCGUGUCCACAUGCCUUGGCUAUAAUUGCAAAUACAAGGAGAGAUUCAUAUGCUUACUGUUCUUAUUAUUACACAAGAGACGCUUACGUGAAUGCAUACCAAUAUUCUAUACAUCCUGUUGGGAACCAGAAUGAAUGGACAGUGCCUGAAGAAGUACAAGCUAAAAUUGUGUUAGCUCCUAACCAAAAGAGAAGUUCUGGAAGACCUACUGAGAAGAGGAAGAGAUCAUCCAGAGAAGGGAAACCAACAGUGAAAUGUGGUUGUUGUGGAGGACAAUGUCACAAUCGUAGGAGAUGCUCAAGUGUAGUUCCAUUGAACUAG